UUUAGAUCUUUAGCGCACACACUCUCUCGUUCGUUUUCAAUUUUCGCUGGCGCUCUCUCUUUUCUCUUUGGUCUUUGUUCUGUUUCUCUGACCGGGAAAAGAAAACACAACAAAGACCACACCAAUUUUCACUCAACCCUAGAUUCUCUCUCUCUCUCUCUCUCUCUCUCUCUCUCUCCAAUGGCUUUCGCUUCUUUUCUCGGAAGAGUCCUCUUUGCCUCCGUUUUCAUCCUCUCUGCUUACCAAGAAUUUAAUGACUAUGGAGUUGAUGGGGGUCUUACAGCAAAAGCAAUCAGACCGAAGUUUGAUGCCUUUAUACAUAAAAUAGAUUCGCAAGUUAGCUUCCAACUUCCAGAAAUCGAUAUAAAAUUCUUAGUUGCCGGGGCUAUUGCUCUUAAGGGCCUUGGAGGGAUUCUUUUCAUACUUGGCAGUUCGUUCGGAGCUGUACUUUUGCUUUUGCACCAGUUGAUUGCCACUCCAAUAUUGUACGAUUUCUACAAUUACGACAGUGAGGACAGAGAAUAUAUUCAACUUUUCAUCAAAUUUACACAGAAUAUGGCUCUCUUUGGGGCACUAUUGUUUUUUAUUGGGAUGAAAAACUCCAUUCCUAGAAGACUACCCAAGAAGAAGGUUGCCAAAACAAAAACCUAUUAGUAGCUGUGAUUCAAAGACUCAUUUUGCAAGAAGGUUCGCUCGCUUGAGUGCUUGUCUGGCACAACACAAAUCUCCCCACCGACGAGUAUUGUAGGUGUAGCAUCAGUCUCAAAUGGAUUACACAUGAUUUAUGUAUGCAUAUAUAUUUUUCAUUUGCUUGACAUUAGAAACUGUCUUUCAAUUGCUAAACUUGUUCACAAGAGAAGUUUAAAUGGUUAGAUCCUGUUUGCUCAAACUUAGUGCUGAUUUCAUUCCUUAUUGCAAACUUGAUGUUAAAGGUCCUUGUUGGUGUACCAGUACUAGUACAUUAGAUUUUUCCAUGUUGGCACAUAAGUUUGUGUUCCCCUAUUUUGAUUUGUUAAUUGGAUUUGGAAUGGAUUAUCUUA
Molecule: messenger RNA, 1040 nt
Organism: Trifolium pratense (red clover)
Lineage: Eukaryota; Viridiplantae; Streptophyta; Magnoliopsida; Fabales; Fabaceae
Exons: 5
Coding region: 181-654 (157 amino acids)
Source: RefSeq, a predicted model, not a curated record